CUUCGAAACAGGCGGCAGCGCUGGGCGACAAACUGCGGCGGCGGCGGCGGUUGGUUGCAGGCUUGCUGGCACGCACAGAUUGAGCCCGAGUCGCCCCGAGAAGUGACCUCGCUCCCGGGCUGGUUCCAAGAAGUUCGCACCAUUGUGCCCGUAUAGAUGGUUUACGUUGGAGCAGGAGUUGAACCCAGAGGAAUCCAGUGCUUUGUACUACCAUAGUGCUGUUUUGAUGAUUCCAAGAGCAGAGCUUUGGAGCCAACGCCACCGAUUCUUUUGGUUUUUUGACGGAUUAUCACGGGGAGCAGAGAAGUUUCAUCUCCGUGUAAAUGACCAUGCAGCCUGCCAUCCAAGUGUGGUUUGGGGAAGAUCUGCCUCUAAGUCCCAGGUGUCCCCUGACUCCCAGACAUGGCCCGGGACUGGCUGAUGUUUGCCAGUAUGACGAGUGGAUAGCCGUGAGACAUGAAGCCACCCUGCUGCCUAUGCAGGAAGAUCUCUCUAUUUGGUUAUCUGGCUUACUAGAUGUUGACAUCAAGGCAGAAAGAUUAUUGGAAGAACUCGAUAAUGGAGUGCUGCUGUGCCAGCUAAUCAAUGUUCUUCAGAACAUGGUGAAAGCCUGCCACUCUGACGAGCCAGGGAACUUUCCAAUGAGAAAAGUGCCCUGUAAGAAAGAUGCUGCCUCGGGCUCAUUCUUUGCCAGAGACAACACCGCCAACUUUCUUCACUGGUGCCGGCACAUCGGGGUUGACGAGACUUACCUCUUUGAGUCUGAAGGUUUAGUUUUACAUAAAGAUCCCAGACAAGUGUACCUUUGUCUUCUUGAGAUUGGUCGGAUUGUGUCAAGAUACGGAGUUGAGCCACCAGUAUUAGUAAAACUUGAGAAAGAAAUUGAGUUGGAAGAGACCUUGCUUAAUGCCUCGGGGCUUGAAGAGUCCAUCAGCAUCCCCAAAUCCUGCUGUCAGCAAGAAGAACUGCAUGAAGCGGUUAAACACAUUGCGGAGGACCCUCCUUGUAGCUGCUCUCAUCGGUUUUCUAUUGAAUACUUAUCUGAAGGGCGGUACCGGCUAGGGGAAAAAAUUCUCUUUAUAAGGAUGCUUCACGGAAAACACGUUAUGGUCCGUGUUGGUGGAGGCUGGGAUACGCUACAGGGAUUUUUGCUGAAGUAUGACCCCUGUCGAAUUCUGCAGUUUGCUACACUAGAACAAAAAAUCUUAGCAUUUCAAAAAGGAGUUUCUAAUGAAAGCGUGCCCGAUUCCCCUGCCAGAACGCCUCAGCCUCCAGAAAUGAACCCUUUGUCAGCAGUUAAUAUGUUUCAGAAACAAAAUUUAAGACCUGGCACACCAGUGAGUGUUCCAAAGAACAAGGAGAAACAGGUACGUCGGCCAGGUGCACGUCUGCCUGCAUCGUCAGUAAAAGGUAAUUUGGCUUCCCCGUCUACCCGGUCUAAACGGCCAGAUUCUCCAGCAUCAUUUCCACAUCCCAAGGUCACAUCUUUGAAGGACGUAGCAAAAAAGACGACUGCUCCUUCCAACAGUGUAUCGCAGUCCCUGGCUUCUCUAAAUCCAGGGUCUAAACCAAGCACUGCACAGUGUGCCUCAGAGUCAUCUCGAAAAUGUGUCACCUUCCCCAAGACUGCUCAGACCAAGGCUAUUCCAGCCCAGAAUUCAAGAGAUCUGUCUAAGUCUAGACUUUUACCAAGUAAAUCUCCUGGAAAAAUGGAACCAAAGCAUUUGAAACACAAUCAUCUUUCUUCUAGGGAUGAGUCACGUAUAAAUGUAUCAUCCAAGUCCCCAAAGCUACCUAAAGGAGCCAUGCACGGAAGGCCUAACCUUUCUCCUUUCCAGCCGCCUGCCAAAGUGACCAAGCCCAGUUCUCAAACCAGAGCCAUAGGUCUAGGGACACAGUCUCAGCCACCCUCUAGAACUCCGAGGUCAGGAGCAGUCUCAGCACAAAGACUUCAGCCUACAUUGAAUUUAAAUAGUCCAGCUUCUGUGUGCUCAGGGUCCUCUGCAAAAGCUACUCAGGAAUCGAAAGGUACGAAUACAGUUUCAGUUGCCAAAAAGCAACCUCAGAGUAAGGGUGUCUGCCAGAAUCCGGGACCUGGCUCUUCAAAGUCUCCUGGCCGUACCCCGCUGUCUAUUGUGACUGUUCCUCAAUCUGCUACCAAGACAGAAACUGUCGCGGCGAAGUCAGCCAAGACUGCCCUGAAGGGCCAGGACUCAGCUAAAGGGCCUCCCAAAAGCAGCAAGCCACCGACUUCCUUCAGGGACCCACCCUCAUCUGGUAAGGGGGCAGACAGCGGAGAUAAAACGCCCACUGCCCGGAAGAAGGAAGAGGAUGACCAUUAUUUUGUUAUGACCGGAAAUAAGAAGCUUAGGAAAUAAAUACACUUGUAUAGUUUCAGCAAAUCAGGGUGAUCAAUGAAUGGCGAGCCACAAGGAUCACCAAAGAUCUUCCUAUUUGUGUCUGUCCGGAGAGCUGCAGACAUGAAGUCAAGAUGGGAUGAAGCUGGGUCAGGGAAAGGACCCAUGCAUUUUGUGUAUCAAUGGACAAAUGUGUGAGUUUUGAUCUGUAUCAUCUUGCUAAUGAUGUCUGCUGUUUGAGGGAAAUGUAAAAGUCCAAGAACACUACUAGAAUUUUAACUAUUGGUGGUAUAUUUUUGAACACAGGUUAACUGUGGAGGUUAUCUGCUAAUAGCAACUCCGAUACUCUUAAACACUAGUUACUGUGCUCAGCCACAAAGCAGUGGUUUGCUUGGCGCUAGUGUGUGCCUGUAAUCCCAGCUCCAAAGGCUGAGGCAGGGGUACACAGUAAAAGCGAGCAAGGUUUUGAAAUGUGCUGUAAUAGGCACCUAAUUUAUUGGUCAGGAAUCCUGGUCCAGCAAUCCUAAGUACCAAUGGCUCCUGCUGUUUACUUUGAUAUUAUUCUGGAUUAAAUGGAAUUCUUACUAUUUAAAUCUCUAUAAUAUUUCCAUAGCAGAGGGACUAUUUGAUUUUUUAAUUAAACUGGGCUUUUAUUAAUACUGUAUCAUUUUAUAACCAAUAUUUUUGAUAAAAAGAAAAAAAACUCAACCAAGUAAGUUAACUUAUUGAAUCAUAAGCUGAAACUUAGUAAGAAUUAAGUUUUUUAAAUAUAAAUAUAUAAUCUAGACACUUUGUAUCUUAUAUUUUUAGAUGAAGUCUGUGCAGUGUGACAGGGAAACAUUUAAUAGCUUUUAGCAUACUAAGAUAUUUUAAAUAGACAUUUCCUAUAUGUACAUAUAAAUUUUUUUCAUUAAAAUAAUGUAUUUUGAUACCAGAAUUAGGUUUUAAUGAUCUUAAAAUUAAAAGGGAUGGGGGUGGCUCAAUGGAUAAAUCAUGUCUAGUACAGGCAUGGGGAUUGGAGUUUGGUGUCCCCAUACCUACAUACAAAUCUGGGUGGGCUUGAUGGUCUGCCUGUAGUCCCAGCACUCAGGAGGAAGAGACAGGAUUUCCUGGGACAAGCUGGCUGGCUAGAGGAGCUGAUGGAUGAGAGCCAGCUCUUUUGAGAGACCCUACCUUAGUAAAAAAGGAAGAUACCCAAAGUCAAUGUCUGCUCUCUCUAUGUACAGACUCAUACAUAUAUCCUGUUCACAUAUGCACACACACACGCACGCACACACACACCUAUGAAUGCAUAUAUACACACAAACUCACAUACAUGCAUGCACACCACGUAUAUUGACGCGCACAGAAGAUUAAGAUGGUAUUAAGAGAACCUUUGUGUGAUACUAUGCACACAUCUCAUCAGGUGACUUGCAUUUCUUUUGCUAGCACACUGUCGAUUUUAAUUAGUCUCCAAAUUAUGUUCAUCUUCAUUAGUAAGGCCAUGUUGUGCUCAGAUUUCCAGUGCCCAGCAGACAGUGUACGUGGUGCCUUCUGUUCUGUAGGCAGAUUCUCGUCAGGAAUAGCCAAUGAUUUCAUGACAGCAUAAACACCUUCCACCCACAGGGAUACUUGUAAAUGAUUAUGUACAGGCUUGUCACUAUUUAAAGUUUAUUAAUGGACUUGGGGAACUUUUAAGGGUGUUAAGUAACUAUGGUAUUACCAGUUAUCCUAAGUUGUAGGAAGGAAAAGCAGGUCUAAGAGGUGUGUGCUUGUAAUUCCAUUGCUUGGAAAAUGGAGGCAGAAGGAUCAGAAUUCAAGGUCAUCUUCAACUAUGCACUAAAGACACGCCUCAAAAAAAAUUGUCACUUUGACUCCUCUUUUAUAACUCAGAUGCCCUCCCUUUAAAAUCUGCUUUCCACCCUCCUCCUCUUCCCUUCUUUUCUUUGUGAGACUGAGGAUCUAUGGUGUCUCACAUUGAUAGAUAAGCAUUGCGACUGAGCUUCCUCCUCAGCCCCUUCAAAUACGGUUUCUAACACAAACAAAAUAGUUGACCCAGACGUGCCAUCAUGAAGUGAGUGAGCAUCGUAGCUGGCUGCUGGCAUUCUCUAGACCUACCUAUAGCAAGAGAACCUUGGGUAAAGACCACUGGAUCUUUACCCAAGCGGUAUGCUUAAAAUCAAAGAUCUACUCAGGAUAGCUUACAACAGAAAACCACCAAAAACUUGCCAAACGUUCCGGUUCUGAGCAUCACAAAUGGCAAUAUGUACAUCUUUGAAAGCACCUCUAGCACUCAAAAGAGAUGCCAGGAGCAUUUCUGUAAUCAGGAAUAUCUAACACACCUUUCAGAGAGGAAGGAUUGUAGCUUUAUAGAGGCUAUUCCCUCAUAUAGAGGGCCGCUGAAACUAUCUCUAGAUCAGUAACUUCUGAGAAUUAAAAGAAAAAUAUAAAUUAUACUAUAGGCAGACUAAACCUAUGACUCAGUACAUUGUACAGUUUUAUAAACAUUAUCUUUUGUGCUGGAUAAUCAAGAAUUAAGAUAUUCUCAGACACCUGGCACAAAUUCCCAAAUUAAC
Mus caroli (Ryukyu mouse) is the source of this 4912-nucleotide messenger RNA. It is a transcript of the gene Gas2l3, whose product is annotated as growth arrest specific 2 like 3. Gene Ontology annotation, biological process: actin crosslink formation. Lineage: Eukaryota; Metazoa; Chordata; Mammalia; Rodentia; Muridae. The record is from RefSeq and is a predicted model, not a curated record. Gene Ontology annotation, cellular component: actin filament. Gene Ontology annotation, molecular function: cytoskeletal adaptor activity; actin filament binding; microtubule binding.